Molecule: messenger RNA, 3179 nt
Organism: Lolium rigidum
Lineage: Eukaryota; Viridiplantae; Streptophyta; Magnoliopsida; Poales; Poaceae
Exons: 8
Coding region: 1-2718 (905 amino acids)
Source: RefSeq, a predicted model, not a curated record
AUGCCGCGGCCCUCCGCCUCCGAAACCGCCUCCCGCUUCGCCGCCCACUGGGUCGCCGACGCCCUCGCCGCCGACGAUGCCCUCGACUUCUCCUCCCUUAUGGCGCUGCUGGACGCCACGCCGGAGUCCCUCGCCGGCGCCCCGGCGUCCGUGUCGGAGCGGGUGGCUUUCCGGUGCCUGCAGGAGCUCUCUGCUGCCACCUCCACCGGGGAUGGGCCCACGGCGUCGCGGGCGCCGGCGGGGGUGCUUAGGGUUGACAUCACUCGCUCUUGCGAGGACUUGCUGCUUCAGAUCAUUGGGAAGGUCGGAACCUCGGGAAGUUUCAGGAAGGAUAUGCUUCCAGAUUUUAGUCAAGAUAUCCAAAACAUUAUAUGCAUCAAGAAGCCUAGAUUACCAGAAACAUGUUUUGAGUUGCUCAGAGAAGUGGACCCAGAAAUUGCUUGCAUGGCCUUACCUUCCCCAUUGGAGCAGAAUGGUGACAACGCACAUGAUCGUUUAAAUAUGGAGGAGCCUCGAUUGCCUACAGAUAAUGCUAUACAUCUGGUAGAAGACUUGGCAAAUUUAGCCGAUCAGACAUACAAAGAAAAUAUCAUGAAGGAAUUAAGUGAACCAACUUCUGAUCUUCAGCAACCAUGUAUAUCAGACACCAUAAUUCCACGGGUGGAUAGCAGCAAAACUCAUCCAAGUUCUCCACAAAAUGACCGUGGUGAGAAAGCAAACCAAGAUCUUGAGUAUGAAGGUACAAGCAUCCAGCGAGUGGAAAAGGAUUCAGUUCAUGAGAAACUGGCUCCGCGCGAUGGCAGCGUUUUACCUUCUGUAAGUUGCAAUGAUGCUAUUCAAGGAGAUAAAUCAGAAACCAACCAUCUGUUAGGGAAACGUAAAGAACAUGCAGCGUUAUAUGAACAGCCGAAUGAUGGUAACUGUCACCUGAAAGUCUGUUGUGCCGACAAAGUUAAUCAAUCUAUAUGUAGAGAUGGCGGCAGUCUUGAAAAGAAUAUUGCGGCCAUUGGGGGCCUGAGUGCGCACAGUGCUUCAGGGCCUUGCAGCUGGAGUGUAACCUUGCAUAAUAGAAUCUCAGAGGGCAAUUAUUUAUCCGAGCAGAAUAAUGCGAAGAGAACCACUGAUGUUCAGAAACUCAGUUGCAGUAUACCUGCCCCAAUCCCUCCUCGGGAUGGGGAUGGAAGAAGCGCAAAACAAAUAUCAAACAAGGAAACUCUUGCAAACACUGUGGUGGAAACAUCACACGCCCACUCCUCAGAUGAUAGUUUAAGUGGUUCUGCCGACGAAAUGUCAUUCUGUAUCAAGGAUCAAGGCACAAAUAGCUUGCCCAGGGGCUGUUCAGAAAAAGAUUUGUGCAUUAAAUGCGGCAAAUAUGGUCAGUUGCUGAAAUGUAGCAGCUGCUUGUUAGCCGCUCACAAGAGUUGUUUUGGUCCAUCGGUGACUUUUGUAGACUCUGGCAAGUUUUGUUGCCCAGUAUGCUUCUAUACUAAAGCUACUGAAGCAUAUAAAGAAGCAAAGAAAACAUAUUGUGAAGCUAGGAAGAACCUUGCUGCUUUCCUUGGCUCACAGCAAUUGAUCAAUCAACACGACGAACAACUGCCUGAAGUUCUGCCAAGAGUUUCCCCCAGCAAGGGUCAUUUGAAUGGGUGCAAUUUGGUGAAACGGAAAAAUAGCCAGCAAAUUGAUAUGCAUAGGCUUGCUUGUUCAGAUGAAAAGGCUGAUCAGCACAGAAAGAAACAGAAAACAAAUGCUACAGUUGAUGCUUGUCAUGAGAAAGCAGUCACUGGAAAGGCUCCUUUUGCUGCACAGAAAGAGCAAGAAAUGAAAAUCACAGAAACUCGUGAAGAAUCUGGCAACGAGAAUUCAUGUGACGGAAUGAGAAUUACAUCUCAUGAAAAAUGCGGCCCUUCUGCUACAAAUCAGGUAUGUAAGGCUGACAAAGAUGAUAGUCUUAAAAAUUGUAACCAAGGUGAUGGUGAAACAGAAGCUAUAUCUUCAAAAAUUGAUAUGCAUAGGCUUGCUUGUUCAGAUGAAAAGGCUGAUCAUCACAGAAAGAAACAGAAAACAAAUGCUACAGUUGAUGCUUGUCAUGAAAAAGCAGUCACUGGAAAGGCUCCUUCUGAUGCACAGAAAGAGCAAGAAGUGGAAAUCACAGAAACUCGUGAAGAAUCUGGCAACGAGAAUUCAUGUGACGGAAUGAGAAUUACAUCUCAUGAAAAAUGUGGCCCUUCUGCUACAAAUCAGGAACGUAAGGCUGACAAAGAGGAUAGUCUUAAAAAUUGUAACCAAGGUGAUGGUGAAACAGAAGCUAUAUCUUCAAAUGACUCUGGCCAGCGGUCAUUACUCCCUUUGCGUAACAGCAGACACCACGAAGCAAGAUUGCAAGAAAGGGAGACACCAGUAUCAUGUAAUUCAGGAAAAGCUACUGUGCAGCAGGGUCAACACAUGCCUUCACCAUCAAGAAAAAGAAAAUAUGCAUAUCCAAUCAACCAUUGUUCCGAUAUGGUCGCACCAACUGGAAGGCGCUCGAAGCUCUCUUGGACGGAUGAAGAAGUAGCAGCUUUGAGGGAAGCAAUGGAGAAAUUUAACCCACGAGACAACAGGCCAGUUCCAUGGGUUCAAAUACUAGAAUACGGUAGGGAUGUGUUUCACCGUGCACGCCUCCCAUGUGACUUGAGGGUCAAAUGGAGGAAUAUGAUGAAGAAAACAGGUUCCUGACACUGGCAAGAUUAUGUCUUCUCUAGCCAUAUUCUCAUGUUUUCUCGGAGUUGGGUGGUCCUGCAGUUUCGAACUAUGAAAAGCUCAAAGAUGAAGGGUUGGAUUUCCAGUCGAAGUUCAAUGAACUUUUAGAUGCCUGCGAGUAAAACAUGCAGACAGCCUGAUGACAUCUUCAUGUAACCGAAUACGUUUUGAUUUGGACGUCACUUUCUCCGUGGAGCUUGGGGAACUAGAGAGAAUUGGGAGCGCGGUGCAGCUUCAGUGGGAAAGUGUGGUGAUAGUUACUAGUGUACAUGGUGUAACUAAGCAGUGUAUAUGCCUUUAUAAUACUAUGAAACAGAACAUUUCUUGUGCUAUAUGCUUCACUGAGCAAUGUAUAGGGCUUGCUAAUAUAUUGCCCGCGGUGAAACACGUCGGAAGCUGUGAAAAUAUCUUUGAUGUUUCAGAUCUGAUGUUUUCCC